GCCUAUAUGAAGAUUUUCCAAGGUGAAGAACUACCGCAACCAAAGUCUAUGUUGCUGGCUACGGCUGAAGCUAACAACCUUGCAGCUCUUGCAAGCUCGAAAGACUCUUACUCAAAACAGAUGGAACAACUGUGUGGCGGCGACACACCGUACUUAGCGCCGCAUAAAUUAGAAAAGAAACACCAGCAAGCCAUGGAAACCUCGUUGGCGAUGUCACACGGCACUCGGAAGAUGGGAGGCAGGGAAUUUAGCCAGGAAUACGCCAAGAGACUUAAGAAGGAGAUCGGUGAAGCAUUUGAGAACUUUGUUAAACUUAAUGACGGCAAAAACAUCUUUAAUGCUGCCCGCACUCCGGCCGUCUUCUUUACGCUAGUGGUUCUGGAAUACUUUCUCUCAAGUGUGUUCGGUUCGAUUGCAUUGGUGGCGUUUGUGCGCAUGUGCAAUCUGGUGAUAUGGUCCGGUCUGUUAGCUAUUGUCGUGUGGUCUUACAUUCGAUUCAGUGGGGAGUUCAGAGAAUAUGGAGCCAAGCUGGAUCACGUGGCAGAAGUUAUUUGGGACGAGGCAUUUAUGCCGGCAUACAAUGCUGCAUUUCAACGUGGUGUGCAAGCAGUGAUGGCGUCUCAGCCACAAUCAUCCAGGAAAACUAAUUGAUGAAAAAACAAAACUACGAGUUAAAGUCGAAUUUAAAAGAAGUUCAACUCGCGGGAAGUUCAACGGCUCUUACAGACUAUGCUCUCGCAACUACUUUAAGUAAAUGCGUCCGAAAAAUUAAUUGUGAAUAAGUCAAUCGCCGAUUGCGAAGAACUUGGAGAUAUUUUGGUAAUUGCCACAAAGUGGAGGUUAGAUGCGGUUUCCAGUUAGGUGUGGAAACAUUAACAAAAUAAUCUUUUAAUUUUUACUUCACCCUUGUAAAUGAACUCAGAAUUUGUUGAAUUCAUUUGCGCUCGAGCUGAACUGCGACUGAACUGGGUUGGAGACCAAGUCACGUACUUUCGUUUGUCUAUUUGUUUGUUUUAAUUAACUCUUGAAGUAAUUUUGGCAAGUAAUUGAAAACCGCUUGUUAGGAAAAGGGUACAAGAGGCAACAUAAAAGGCUGGCAAGCCAUCAUUUUUUCAGUAACUGUUGCUGAGUUUCG
Stylophora pistillata is the source of this 1135-nucleotide messenger RNA. Its product is annotated as atlastin-2. Lineage: Eukaryota; Metazoa; Cnidaria; Anthozoa; Scleractinia; Pocilloporidae. The record is from RefSeq and is a predicted model, not a curated record. Gene Ontology annotation, molecular function: GTP binding; GTPase activity.